This is a messenger RNA of Adineta steineri, 1608 nucleotides long. The record is from the annotation of a GenBank genome assembly. Lineage: Eukaryota; Metazoa; Rotifera; Eurotatoria; Adinetida; Adinetidae.
AUGUUAAAAGCAGUUCGUCUUUUUUGUCGACAAACAUCACCAAAUCUAAUUCGCAGAUUGCGUCAUAUAGAUAAUUCAUCAGUAGAUAAUCGAUCUCCUUCGCCUAGUCUCGGACGUGAUUCAACGAUUUCAACAGUUUAUAAUUUUCCAGCUUUAUCAAAAUCUCCUUCAGGAUUACCAUCAGUAAAAUAUGCAGUAGCGGAUGCAAAUCGAUAUGAAACAAAUGUCACAACACUCGAUAAUGGUCUUCGAAUUGCUUCAGAAAAAUUCUUUGGUGAUUUUUGCACUGUUGGAGUUAUUAUCUCUGGUGGACCUCGGUUUGAAGGAAAAUAUACAAGUGGUGUUUCACAUUUUCUUGAAAAAUUAGCAUUUAUGUCGACACAAAAAUAUGAAAAUCGUGAACAAAUUAUCGAUUCAUUACAUGAAGUAAAUGCUAUAUGUGAUUGUCAAACAUCAAGAGAUAUCAUAAUCUAUGCAUUAUCAUGUCGAACAAGUGGUCUCGAACGUGUUAUUGAAUUACUUUCUGAAACAAUAUUUCGUCCAAAAUUAUUACCAGAAGAAAUUGAAGGUACACAAGCAGCAAUUUUUAAUGAAAUAGAUGAUUUAAAAAAUCGAAGAUAUGAUCCAACACCUCUUAUAACUGAUAUGAUACAUGCAGCUGGUUAUAAAAAUAAAACCUUAGGUUUACCAAAAUAUACACCUGUCGAUAAUAUUGCUCGAAUAGAUGCAUCUUUGAUAAAAUCAUAUAUGAAAGACUUUUAUCAACCAGAACGAAUGGUACUUGCCGGUGUUGGAGUUGAUCAUCAACAACUUGUUGAUUUAGGAAAAAAAUAUUUUUCUGUGCCAAAAAAUGAAAAGAAAAUUAUUGAUGAACAAACUUCGAACGAUAAUAAAGCUGUAUGGACUGGUGGAGUUCUUAUGGAAGAAAUUGAUCGUAGUCAUUUAUCAUUUGGUGCUGAUCCUUUACCAGAAAUUGCUCAUAUUGGACUUGGUUUUGAAGCUCCAUCUCAUAAAGAAGAACAUGAAUUUGUUUCGGCUUGUGUUUUAAGUCAAUUGUUAGGUGGUGGUGGUUCAUUUAGUGCUGGUGGUCCCGGUAAAGGACUUUAUUCACGUUUCUAUACAAAUGUUUUAAACAGAAAUGAAGAAAUCAAAACAGCUAUAUCAUACAAUCAAGCUUACACUGAUUCUGGUUGUUUAUAUUUUCAUUUUGGUGGUUAUCCAUCGUAUCUUCGUAAUAUGACUGAUGUUGCUAUACGUGAAAUUGGUUAUCUUGUCUCUCAUCCACCUGAAACUGUUGAACUUGAACGAGCUAAAACACAAUUACAAUCAAUGCUUUUCAUGAAUUUAGAACAACGACCAGUUGUUUUUGAAGAUGUUGCUAGACAAGUACUUUUUGUUGGAAAACGUCAACAAGCUGAAUAUUAUUUUAAUCGAAUACGUCGUGUACAACCUGAAGAUAUUCAUAAAGUUGCACGACGAAUAUUUAGUACACCAUUAGCUCUAGUUGGUCUUGGUAAAGGUUUAAAUAAUAUGCGUUCAUAUGGUCAAAUAUCUGAUACAAUACAACGACAAUUAUCACCUUCAACACGUUGGCGUAUAUUUGGUUAA